Messenger RNA from Struthio camelus australis, 4666 nucleotides. NCBI's taxonomy places the organism in Eukaryota, Metazoa, Chordata, Aves, Struthioniformes, Struthionidae. The record is from RefSeq and is a predicted model, not a curated record.
GAACAGAGUCACCCGGCUCUGGAAAGCGUUCGGCAACAAGCUGAAAAGGAUCGUGGAGAGCAAGUAUUUCAACCGCGGGAUCAUGAUAGCCAUUCUGAUCAACACGCUGAGCAUGGGCAUCGAGUACCACGAGCAGCCGGACGAGUUGACCAAUGCCUUGGAGAUCAGUAACAUCGUCUUCACCAGCAUGUUUGCCCUGGAGAUGCUCCUGAAACUCCUUGCCUUUGGCCUCUUCGGCUACAUCAAGAACCCAUACAACAUCUUUGAUGGGAUUAUUGUUGUCAUCAGCGUCUGGGAGAUCAUCGGCCAGUCGGAUGGAGGCCUCUCCGUGCUACGAACUUUUCGACUGCUCAGGGUGCUGAAACUGGUACGUUUCAUGCCCGCCCUCCGUCGCCAGCUGGUGGUCCUGAUGAAGACAAUGGACAACGUAGCCACUUUCUGCAUGUUGCUCAUGCUCUUCAUCUUUAUCUUCAGCAUUCUUGGCAUGCAUCUUUUUGGAUGCAAGUUCAGCCUGAAAACUGAUUCGGGAGACACAGUUCCAGAUAGAAAGAAUUUCGACUCCUUGCUUUGGGCCAUUGUGACAGUCUUUCAGAUCCUCACUCAAGAGGACUGGAAUGUGGUCCUCUACAAUGGGAUGGCUUCUACGUCCUCCUGGGCAGCGCUCUACUUUGUGGCCCUGAUGACCUUCGGCAAUUAUGUGCUUUUCAACCUUCUCGUUGCCAUUCUGGUAGAAGGCUUCCAAGCAGAGGGUGAUGCCAAUAGGUCAGACACAGAUGAGGACAAGACAUCUGCCAACUUUGAUGAUGAUUUUGAGAAGCUGAAAGAAUUCCGAGCAACAGAGAUGAAGAUGUAUUCGCUCGCUGUCACCCCAAACGGACACGUGGAGGGCAGGGGGAGCAUGCCACCUCCUAUAAUUAUGCGCACUGCUGCCACACCUAUGCCAACGCCGAAGUGUUCCCCACACAUGGAUUCGGUGCACACUUUCAUGGACUCAAGGAGAGGGAGCAAUGCUUCUCUAGACCCCUUGAGCUAUGACCAGAAGUCCUUGUCUAGCCUCCGCAGUUCCCCCUGUGCCAACUGGGGGACCAGCAGCAACUGGGGAAGCCGACGCUCAAGCUGGAACAGCCUGGGCAGAGCCCCGAGCCUCAAGAAGAAGAACCAGUCAGGAGAAAGAGAGUCCUUGCUCUCCGGGGAGGGGAAAGGCAGCACGGAUGAUGACUCUGAUGAUGCCAAGUCCAGCACGGUCAGCAGGGCCUCACUGCACCGCCGAGCAGAGUCCCUGGACUAUCGCAGCUCCCUGGACCUGCCCGAGCUGCUCCAGCUGCCUACCAUGCGCCACUCGCUCAGUAUCAGCCCUGUGGCUGUUCUGCCUGCGGAGUACCAAGACUGCAACGGCAAGAUGGUGCAUGUCCCCAGCGAGUUCUUCCUGCGCAUCGACAGCCACAAGGAUGACACAUUGGACUACGAGGAUGACAUGGAGGAUAGUUACUGCUACCGGAUUCGUAAAGUCCUAGAGCCCUACAAACCAGAGUGGUGCAAGAAUCACGAAGACUGGUCCCUCUACUUGUUUUCCCCACAGAAUCGGUUCCGAGUGAUGUGCCAGAAGGUCAUUGCCCACAAAAUGUUUGAUCAUGUAGUGCUGGUCUUCAUAUUUCUCAAUUGCAUCACUAUAGCACUGGAGCGACCAGACAUAGACCCACACAGCACGGAAAGGAUAUUCCUAAGUGUUUCCAAUUACAUUUUCACUGCAAUCUUUGUGGCUGAAAUGAUGGUUAAGGUGGUAGCUCUUGGCUUCUUCUCUGGGGAGAACACCUAUCUCCAGAGCAGCUGGAAUGUCCUAGAUGGAGUCCUGGUCUUUGUAUCUAUCAUUGACAUUAUUGUCUCCAUGGCAUCGGCAGGCGGAGCUAAGAUCCUGGGUGUCCUUCGAGUGUUGAGACUUCUGCGGACCUUGAGACCUCUCCGAGUCAUCAGCAGAGCCCCAGGUCUGAAGCUGGUGGUAGAAACCUUGAUCUCCUCCUUGAGGCCUAUUGGAAAUAUCGUUCUCAUCUGCUGUGCUUUCUUCAUUAUCUUUGGGAUUUUAGGGGUGCAGCUUUUUAAAGGCAAAUUCUACUACUGUGAUGGUCCUGAUGUGAAAAACAUCACUACAAAGACUGACUGCACUAAUGCACGCUACAGAUGGGUUCGGAGGAAGUACAAUUUUGACAAUUUGGGACAGGCUCUCAUGUCCUUGUUUGUCCUCUCUUCCAAAGACGGCUGGGUGAACAUCAUGUACGAUGGUCUGGAUGCUGUGGGUAUUGACCAACAGCCCAUCCAGAACCAUAACCCUUGGAUGCUUCUCUACUUCAUCUCCUUCCUGCUCAUCGUCAGCUUCUUCGUGCUCAACAUGUUUGUGGGGGUGGUAGUGGAGAACUUUCACAAGUGCCGGCAGCACCAGGAGGCGGAGGAGGCCCGGCGUCGGGAGGAGAAGCGGCUGAGACGCUUGGAGAAAAAGCGCAGGAAAGCCCAGCGCAGGCCUUACUAUGCUGACUAUUCCCCAGCACGAAAGUAUAUUCACACCCUCUGCACCAGCCACUAUCUGGACCUCUUCAUCACGUUCAUCAUUGGGGUCAAUGUCAUCACUAUGUCAAUGGAGCACUACAACCAGCCGAAGUCCCUGGAUGAAGCUCUGAAGUACUGCAACUAUGUGUUCACCAUAGUUUUUGUGUUCGAGGCAGUUUUGAAGUUGGUGGCGUUUGGUUUUCGAAGGUUCUUUAAGGACAGGUGGAAUCAGCUGGAUUUGGCCAUAGUUCUUUUAUCAAUUGUGGGAAUCACGCUGGAGGAGAUCGAGAUGAAUGCUGCACUGCCCAUCAAUCCCACAAUAAUACGCAUCAUGCGGGUACUGAGAAUAGCCAGAGUGCUGAAACUGCUUAAAAUGGCCACUGGGAUGCGAGCUCUCCUGGACACAGUGGUGCAGGCGCUUCCCCAGGUAGGGAACCUUGGCCUUCUUUUUAUGCUCCUGUUUUUUAUCUAUGCUGCCCUGGGAGUGGAAUUGUUUGGCAAGCUAGAUUGCAGUGAAGAAAAUCCCUGCGAAGGUCUGAGCCGACACGCAACUUUCACCAACUUCGGCAUGGCCUUUCUCACCCUCUUCAGGGUGUCAACAGGGGACAACUGGAAUGGUAUCAUGAAGGACACUCUCCGGGAAUGCACCCGGGAAGACAAGCACUGCCUCAGUUACCUGCCCGUCAUCUCUCCUGUCUACUUCGUCACCUUCGUCCUCAUCGCGCAGUUUGUCCUGGUCAACGUGGUGGUGGCAGUGCUGAUGAAACACUUGGAGGAGAGCAACAAGGAGGCCAAGGAGGAUGCUGAGAUGGAUGCUGAGAUCGAGCUGGAGAUGUCCAGAGGAGCAGCCACCUCGGCCACCAGCAGGAGCAGGGGAGGUGCCGCGGCCCCAGAGGGCAAGGUCAGAAGUCAGGAGACCAUGAAGACGGAGUCAGCAGUGCAGGCGAAGCAUCAAGCGCUGGGCAGUGCAGCCUGUCUGCGGCCAGAGGACUCCCAGAACCUGCUGACAGUCCGCAAGAUCUCCGUUUCCCGGAUGCACUCCUUGCCCAACGACAGCUAUAUGUUCCGCCCUGUGAUGCCAGCGAAAGCCCCUUUCCCCCUCCACGAAGUGGAGAUGGAGACCUAUCCCUGCAAAUCUCAAAGAGGAUCCAUCACCUCCAUCCGCUCCCAGCCCGUGGGAACGUGCUCCUCUCUGAGAGUCCCAACAGAGUCUUUCCAACUGGCUGCUCGUUCUCGCAACCAUGAAGGCCGCCACCGGUGGAAGAUCCUUUCCCCGCAUGUCGCCCCUCGAUCUCCUACUCUCAACAAGCUGCUGUGCAGACAGGAGGCCGUUACAACAGACUCCGUGGACGGGAAGACUCCGGACACCAAGUACAGCCUGCAAGCGGAGCCUGGAGAGACACUACCGUUGGCAAAGCAGUCUCAAAGCACCUUCCCUUCAAGCCCACUGCAUCCCGCGGCUGCCUCCCUGCCGCCCCCCCCGCCGCACUCCCCUCCAUGCUCCCCGCACCGGCACUCCAGCAUCCCCAUGCGGAAGCACACCUUCAGCCAGCGCAGCGUCGCCAGCCGGCCGCCCAGCCCCACCAGCAGCCCGCCCAACCCCGAGAGCGGCCUCCUCGAGUCCUCCGACCCGGCUGAUGAGGAGGUUAGCCACAUCAACAGCUCCGCCAAAGACUGGGGUGAGCACUCGGACGCCGGGAGCUGCUCGACUUCGCCCUUCAUCUCCCCAGCCCCAUCUCCAGUGCCCCUCAAGAACUGCAGCACAACUAGCCUGUCCGGGGGCAGCAGCAAAGGGAAGGACUUGAAGAAGUUUUACAGCAUCGAUACGAAGGGCUUCCUAGCUAAGCCCAGCUGGGCAGACAACCAAAGGCGGCACUCCAUCGAGAUCUGCCCCUCCGUUGACGAUGGAGACUGUAGCUUUGAAGAGGCUGCAGAGGAAAAGCAGCGGUCGCCUGCCCACAUCCAGCCGGAGUCGGAGUACAUCCACGGAGCACGGAGGAAGAAGAAGAUGAGCCCGCCCUGCAUUUCUAUAGAUCCUCCCAUGGAGGACGACGGCGGGGCGGCCUCCCCCGGAUGCCCGUUCCCCAAAUCUGAAUCCAUCCCAGGUGCAGUUCGACACAACCUUUAA